UAGGACUUCAUUUUGUUCAUACAAUUACAAACACAACCACACUGUUAUCUUCAUUUUCAAGUUCAAACCUUUAAUCAACUUAACUAGGUACAUAAUUUUCUUCCAUUUCUCUUCUCUAAUGGCAAUUUCGGAGCCGGAAUCACACGUAAGAAAAAGCGUGGAAAUGCUUUACGAUUCGCUGAAACAUGGCGAUACGGAAACGGUUUCAAAACUGUUGGCUGCUGAUUUAGAAUGGUGGUUUCAUGGACCUCCUGGUUGCCAACAUAUGAUGAGAAUGUUAACGGGAGAAUCAAUGGAUUUGGAAUUCAAAUUCAAGCCGAGAAAUAUAACAGUCAUCGAAGACCGUGUAAUUGUGGAAGGUUGGGAAGGUAAUGAAGCUUAUUGGGUACAUGUUUGGACAGUUAAUGCUCAAGAUGGUUUGAUUACUCAAUUCAGAGAGUAUUUCAAUACAUGGAUCACCAUUAGAGAUUUGAGAAUGGGUUCUAUAUGGGAGAUUAAGCAGAUUAGGCCAGCAGUUUGGCAAAGUGAACCUCAAGAGCAUCUUAAACGUUCGUUACCCGGUUUGGUGUUAGCCAUUUGAUGCCAUGAUAAUCAUCUUGAUCAUCAUCAUCAUUAGUUACUAAUUGUAAUUUUGUGUAAGAAGUUGGGUUUUAUAAAUGUAAUCAACGAAAUGGUUUGUUUGCAUUAAUUAUUGUUGUUUAAGUCGAUAAUUUCCAUUUAAGCGCA
Messenger RNA from Papaver somniferum (opium poppy), 726 nucleotides. Its product is annotated as wound-induced protein 1-like. The transcript has a single exon. The coding region runs from base 119 to 580 and encodes 153 amino acids. NCBI's taxonomy places the organism in Eukaryota, Viridiplantae, Streptophyta, Magnoliopsida, Ranunculales, Papaveraceae. The record is from RefSeq and is a predicted model, not a curated record.